UUAUUUGAAAAACUUUCAAUCAUUUCGCGUCUCUAUUUGGUAAAUGUGAAUGAAAGAAAAAAUAUUGUUUUAUUUCUCUACAUUGUAAAUGUGAAUGUGAAUAAAAAAAAGUACAUAUUCUGUUUGUAUAUUAGAAAUCUUGUUUAUAUUUGUAGCUUUUUUUAUAAAUGUCAAUCUUAAGUAUUAAAAAAUGCCUAAUUAUAGUCGACUUUGCUGUAUAAGAAAUUGUCUAGGUCCUGAAACACCUCGAAAUAUUUAUAAAUUUCCCAACGACGAGAAUGAGAGAAAUUUAUGGUUAAAUGCAACGAAACGUUAUUUGAGAAAAAACAAUACUGCUUACGAUUUGUUUAUUUGUAUGCGACAUUUUAGUGAUGAAUGUCUUCAUUCUGCUUCCUAUAAAAUAUGGAAAGAUGGAUGUGAAGUUGACGUUCAACGAAAGUAUAGAAAAUUAAAGAAAGAUAGUGUUCCAUCUAUUUUUGAGGUUAACGAUGAAGACAGUGAAACUGAAAAAACUAAAACUGAGGAUAAAAAAGAGAAAGAUGAAAACCUUUCGGAAGAUUUUAAAAGUGUUUCAAUAAAAUAUUCCUUUGGAAAUAGUCCUGAAAUUAAUUCUAAUAAUUAUAAGAAAAAAUUAAAAUCUAAUGAAACUGAAGGCGAUGGUUUGCAACUUUCGGAUUUUGAUAUUAAGAAACCGCCUGUAAAAAGAAGAAGGCGAGCAAAAAGAAAAACUGAUUCAAAUGAAAUAAAACUUGAAAAUUUGGAGAAAUCAAAACUCGAUGAAAAUUCAAGUCAGCCAGAAAUUCCUAUUUCUAAAUUUCCUCAAUUUACUUUCGCGGAUAGUUUUAAAGAUGAAAAUACCAUUAUUAAACGACGUAAAAUUAAACAAAAUGUCUCACAUUCCCCACCGAGUAAUUGGGAGAAAACGAAGCAAGUGGAAAAUAAUAAUAAAUUAUGUACGCUUGUAAAAAAUGAAAAUCCUUCUUUGAAUUCACUAAAUGUUAUUAAUCAUAAAUCAAAUCUUGAAACAAGUAAUCUUCAAUCCUCAAAUUCUUUGACUGCUUUUCCCAAUUUUACAUUUGCAAAUAGCGAUAUAAAUAAUUAUAAAAAUAAAUGUGAAAUAUCGCUUUCUAAAAAUGACGAAUUCGUUAAAUCUGCAACUAAUAAUAUUGUUAAAAUAAAAACUGAAGCAAAUCAAGUGCCGGCGACAAUAAAUACAGGAGGAGCGUUAAUGAUUAAUCCAGUGCAACCAGCGAUUAAUAGUAUUGUUAAAAUAAAAACUGAAGCAAAUCAACUACCAGCAACAAUAAAUGCAGGAGGAACGUUAAUAAUUAAUCCAGUGAAACAAUCAAUUAAUAAUAUUGUUAAAAUAAAAACUGAAGCAAAUCAACUACCGGCAACAAUAAAUGCAGGAGGAACGUUAAUAAUUAAUCCAGUGAAACAAUCAAUUAAUAAUAUUGUUAAAAUAAAAACUGAAGCAAAUCAACUACCAGGAACAAUAAAUAAAGGAGGAACUUUAAUAAUUAAUCCAGUGAAUCCAGCAAUUAAUAAUAUUGUUAAACUAAACACUGAAUCGAAUCAACUGCCGACAACAAUAAAUACGGGAGGAACGUUAAUAAUUAAUCGAAAUGAUGGAAUUGUUAUUUCACCAACAAUUGCAAAAAUUACAAAUCAAAAUCAAAAUUCUAAUACGAGUCAAUUAUUGUCAACAGUUACGCCUCCUACGAGAAUUAUGACAAUCGAUCAAAAUGGAACCGCUCAAGCAACUAUUAACAAUAUUGUCAAACUCAAUCCAAACACAAAUCAAUUGCAAUCAACGAUUCCAAUUUCUGAUUUGUCCAAUUACACGUUUGCAACAAGGCCGAAGCCAAGUUCUCCAAAUUGUACCGAAGUAUUGAUACUCAAGAAACUUAAUCAAAUUGAAAAGAGUCAACUCAAUAAAGUGGCUACAUUUGCUACUUUUCCUAAUUUAAACUUUGCGAAUAAUGGAAUAAUUAAUAAUAAUAAUAAUUCUAAUGUGAAUUUGCCCAGUUCCGAUAUUAUUAAAAUAAGUGAAGUUCAUUCAGAAUCUCCAUCAGUUUUUCAACCUGAAGUGCAUUUUGCUGAUGAAACUAACAAGAAAAAUGAGAAUUCCAAUAUAAAGUCAGAAACUGAAUCGUCCUCACAACGUGGAAAGAAGAGAAAAAAUGAAAGAGAUUUGUCACCUUCGUCUUUGAGAAGAAUUAAUAUUGUCAAUGAACUUAUGGCUUUGAAUUCAUCGCAUCCUGUUAAUGAAUCACCAGUUAAUUCUAAUUGCACUUCGAUACCAAUACAAAGUGCAUUGUCUUCAACAAAUUCAACUGUACAAUAUUCAAAAGCAAUAUUAAUGUGGGACUGGAAUUAUCGAAAUGUUAAUGAAUUUCCAAAAUAUUGGGGAAUGAUUGAUAGUCCUGAGGGUGUAUUCUUUGGAUAUGUUGGAGAUGUUCCCAGCACAAUAACACGAUCUAUUUUUGUCAACGAGGACAUGACUGUCGAGUUACGGGCCAAUAAUCACAUUGCAAAAUCUCCGCUAAUAGAGAAAAUAAUGAAUCUGCAACAAUUAAGGAUCGCAAUGAUAAAAAUUGUAUCUAUGAAUUUGUGUAGUAACUCCAUAGAUGGUCAUUGUGAGAAUGGUUUUUACCUUCGAAAAAAUGUAACUGCAAGCAAAAAAUGUAAGGAAUGUCAAUUGAAAAUUUACAAAGAACAUAGUGCCCAACGACGUAAGAAUCGACGAUUAAUUGCGCAAAAGGAGAGACGUACGAGAAAUUUGAGGAACAUUAGACAAAAAUUAACACGUGCCGUUAAUAGGAUGGAAAUUAUGCAGAAAGCAUAUGUUGAACUUAGUAGCACUUUGCUACCCAUCGAAUAACAAAAAAAAAAAAAAUUAGCAGAGUUUAUUUAAAAUUUAAUAUAAAAAAUUUAAAAUUUAAAAAAAAAAUUAAAGAAUUUAAAAAAAGAGGAACGUUUCAUAUUCGUU
Leptopilina heterotoma is the source of this 2992-nucleotide messenger RNA. Its product is annotated as myb-like protein I. The coding region runs from base 191 to 2884 and encodes 897 amino acids. The transcript has 11 exons. NCBI's taxonomy places the organism in Eukaryota, Metazoa, Arthropoda, Insecta, Hymenoptera, Figitidae. The record is from RefSeq and is a predicted model, not a curated record.